This is a messenger RNA of Neocloeon triangulifer, 2869 nucleotides long. It is a transcript of the gene GluClalpha, whose product is annotated as glutamate-gated chloride channel. The coding region runs from base 178 to 1521 and encodes 447 amino acids. Gene Ontology annotation, biological process: chemical synaptic transmission; signal transduction; nervous system process. The record is from RefSeq and is a predicted model, not a curated record. NCBI's taxonomy places the organism in Eukaryota, Metazoa, Arthropoda, Insecta, Ephemeroptera, Baetidae. The transcript is spliced from 11 exons. Gene Ontology annotation, molecular function: chloride channel activity; transmembrane signaling receptor activity; neurotransmitter receptor activity. Gene Ontology annotation, cellular component: membrane; neuron projection; synapse.
CCAGCUUGGUUGGUUGGUUGGGGUCUACCUCCCUUGGCGAAAGGGCCAUGCGCCGGGCACUGCAAGUGCGGCAACUCUUCUCCGGCAACCCGUCGUCGCAUUCUGCCGCCUUCGCUGCCAGGGAUAUGACCAUGUGACACGGCUCUCCUCCACAACCUUAGGAUACUGGGAUUUGCGAUGACGGCCGCCAAAGGCACCACCCUCAUUUUUGCUGUCACCAUCCUCAUACUCUGUUGCACAUGCACAAACGCCAAUGAAAAGCAACCGGGGAAAGUAAAUUUCCGCGAAAAGGAAAAACAAGUGCUGGACCAGAUUUUGGGUCCAGGUCGCUACGACGCCAGAAUCAGACCCUCUGGGGUCAACGGAACAGCUGUAGGUGAUGAAAAUAAACCCACGGUUGUGUGGAUCAAUUUCUUUCUACGCUCCAUCAGCAAAAUAGAUGAUUAUAAAAUGGAAUACAGCGUCCAGUUGACCUUCCGAGAACAGUGGCUCGAUGAGCGACUCAAAUUCAAUGAUUUUGGAGGGAAAAUAAAAUAUUUAACGUUGACUGAGGCAAAUAGGGUAUGGAUGCCCGAUUUGUUCUUCUCCAACGAAAAAGAGGGCCACUUCCAUAACAUCAUCAUGCCCAACGUUUACAUCCGCAUCUUCCCAUAUGGAUCGGUGCUGUACAGUAUUCGAAUAUCUUUGACGCUUUCCUGCCCAAUGAAUUUGAAACUGUACCCACUUGACAGACAAAUAUGCUCACUGCGAAUGGCCAGCUACGGAUGGACCACGGACGACUUGGUAUUUUUGUGGAAAGACGGCGACCCCGUGCAAGUGGUGAAAAACCUUCAUCUACCACGUUUCACUCUUGAGAAAUUCCUCACAGAUUACUGCAACAGCAAAACCAACACUGGCGAGUACAGUUGUUUGAAAGUGGAUUUGCUGUUCAAACGCGAAUUCUCGUACUACCUGAUUCAAAUUUACAUCCCCUGCUGCAUGUUGGUCAUCGUUUCGUGGGUCAGCUUUUGGCUGGACCAGGGCGCAGUGCCGGCCAGAGUGUCGCUCGGGGUCACCACCCUGCUGACGAUGGCCACUCAGACCUCAGGUAUCAACGCGUCGCUACCGCCAGUCUCGUACACCAAGGCUAUUGACGUGUGGACGGGCGUGUGUUUGACUUUUGUAUUCGGGGCGCUGCUAGAAUUUGCACUGGUCAACUACGCCUCUCGGUCAGACAUGCACAGGGAGAACAUGAAGAAGCAGAGGAGGCAGCAAUACGAAUCCGAGCACGCACUUGAGUUUGAAUUUCAGCCCCUUGUGCGGCACCCCGGCGACCCGAUGGCGAUUGAGAAGCUGCGCCCCUGCGAGAUCCACGUGCCGGCCAAGAGGGAGAACUGCUGCCGCACGUGGCUGUCCAAGUUCCCGACGCGCUCAAAGCGCAUCGACGUCAUCUCGCGAAUCACCUUCCCGCUUGUGUUUGCCCUUUUCAACCUGGUCUACUGGUCAACCUAUCUCUUCCGAAACGAGGGCGAGGAGACGUAGACAAAAACUGCACCAAAGCAAUACUCGCUCACACACACACGCAAACAAGGAAGGAAGAAUCGAGGUUCUUGUGCCGUGGAUAUGCAAGAGUAUUAGCACCGUGAACAUUUUCUGAACUUCAAGACCAUGAGUUUCUUUAAUAGAUUUGAUAGGUGUAGCACAUACCCUAUUUUAGUCCUUUCAUUGAGAUCAAAGAAUAAAUUUUAGAAUUUAUAUAAUCAGAAUGCGUGUUGCAAAAGCGUUCUUGGAGAUCACUUCGUUCCCCAUACUAGAAUUUGCAUUUGUUUCGGAAACAAUUUUUUAGGCAAUUUCAUUUGUCAGAUCUUCUAAGGCGCUCUAGCGUGUGGCCAAACACGUGCUCAAUAUUAUGUAUCAAAUCGAAGCCAAACCGAAAAACAGGCGAGAAAAAAAUAAUCAUUGAUUUUUAAAAGACAACCAAUCUUCGUGAAAUUAGCACUUCAUACCAAAAAGGAUAAAACAAAGUAAUGCCACUUUUGUAUGAAAAAAAUUCAACACACUUUAUGUGAAUAAGUGUAACACAUCGUCAACUGCAUGUUUGUACAGUUGUCUCGCGCUGAAUACUUCAAUUAUUAAUUGUUGAGCAGACACGAUAUAUUUAAAUUAUUAUUGAGGAUCAAUUUGUACUAUCGAUAAGAGACGUCAUGCUUUUCUUCUGGUAGAACGCAGAUUAUAAUUAUGAGAACGCACCUUGUAACCUGGAUAAUCAUCGAUUAUAAUUUUUCACGUACCUCGAGUAACGUAAUAUUAGAGCGUCCGACGUGGUUUUUCAAAAUCAUUUUAUACACACCAAUCUCUACUCUCUGCGAAUGCAUGAAUUUUUGGACCCACCUGUGAUGAGCUAGAGUAAGGCCGUGUGUCGCAACCGGCAGGCUACAAAUUUUUAAACACGAGGAAAAUUAUUCCAGGAUAAAUACACAACCGAGACAGAAAUUUCCUUUGUAAGAUAAAUACUUGAAUGUUAGGGUUAUGGUUAAUUCAUUUCCCCAAAGCUAUAUAAAUGUCCCCGAUGGUUAAUUGUCAAUUGAGUCGAGGGAUGAUUUUGUUGAAUUUUCUAUCAAACGCGCAGUUCUCGAGCGAAAAACCGAUUCUUGCCCAAGAAGUAAGACAAGUGGUGCAAAGAAAUGAUCUCCGCGAGCAGAGAUAAAUUAUAUUCUACGAUAAGACGUCAAUGAUUCAACUGUUAAUUCAACGUCAUCACUGGUUGAUAGAUCCAUUAUUAUGAUUAAUUAUUAAUUGGUUAUUGCUUGUGAAAAUAUGUAUAUCUGUUGUUGGUGCAAAUAAAAAGUAUUAAAAAAAUAUAAUGUAAUAAAAAUAUGAAGAUCAAAAA